This is a messenger RNA of Cyprinus carpio (common carp), 972 nucleotides long. It is a transcript of the gene lmcd1, whose product is annotated as LIM and cysteine-rich domains protein 1-like. The coding region runs from base 280 to 972 and encodes 230 amino acids. The transcript is spliced from 4 exons. The record is from RefSeq and is a predicted model, not a curated record. Lineage: Eukaryota; Metazoa; Chordata; Actinopteri; Cypriniformes; Cyprinidae.
GUGCUCAAUGGGUUCUCGGGUCGACGCCCUCUUGGCUGCUUCUCCAUAUAAUUAAGUGCAGCGUUUGGAGGAAACACAUGAAACAUUGAAAUGUGAGACCGAAGUGUGUUAAUCUCACAUUCACGAGUGCUGUAAUAUCUCAUUCCCGUCAUUGCUAGUAGUUUUAAGCGGUGGGUCAGAGUCAGGCAGAGAAACGCACUAGGAGCUCCGCACCAAACUCUUUGGUCUGACUUCAUCUCCAGAGAGCGAGCGCAAACAGACCUUCCUGUCUGAUUCAGAAUGGAUGUGCUCGCGAGCGGACAGAAGAUGUUGGCGGGGAAGGGUGCAGCGUGUCUGACAUGUAAAGAGAUCUGCUCUGGAUUCCAGCCACAUUCCUGGAGGAAAGCUUGCAUACAGUGCCACUGCAGUCAGGAGCAACAUGUGUCCAGCUCCGACACUGAGGAUGACCGCAAGAUGGGGAGACUGCUGGCAGAGUCCCGUUAUGCCCAUCUCACAACUAAGGUUAAGGGAGGAGAUGGCACGAGGGUCUAUAAACGCAACCGCAUGAUCGUCACCAACCCAGUGGUCUCACGUAAAGACCCAACGUUCAACACCGUCACCUAUGACUGGGCCCCACCAGGCCUCACCCAGAAACUGGCGAUGCAGUACAUGGAGCUUCUCCCUGAAGAAAGGCGACCUGUGGCUGGCACAGCGGGAUCGUUAUAUCGCCACAAGCAACUGAUAAGACAGCUACCUUCCUACGAUCACGACCCUGCAUACUGCCACAGCCUGUCUGAGGUGGAGUUGAAAGCUAUGGCUCAGUUUGUGAAAUCCUUUAAGGAGGAAUCCUUAGGAGUAGGAGAGGUUGCUCUGCCUGGAGAAAAAUGUACAGCAGUAAAAAAUGAAAAGGCCUCUCAAGAACAGCCAGAUCCUGAGACUACCACAAAUGGAACAGCACAGUCUCCUCUCUAUAGUUUGAGUGAAUAUAUGUGA